AUGGGAGUUGACAAAGGGAAAAAGCAGAAAUUAGAAGAAAACGACGCGACAGAGCACAUUGAUAGAGACCUACUCCUCUCCAUUGAGAAGCUCCAGGAAGCCCAAGACGAGCUUGAAAAGAUCAAUGAAGAAGCUAGUGAAAAAGUCUUGGAAAUAGAACAGAAGUACAGUGAGAAAAGGAAGCCAGUCUAUGAUAAGCGAAAUGAAAUCAUAAAGUCAAUUCCAGACUUCUGGAUGACUGCUUUUCUGAGUCAUCCUGCCCUUAGUGAACUUCUAACUGAAGAAGACCAAAAGAUUUUCAAAUAUUUGACUACCCUCGAAGUGGAAGAAUCUAAAGACUUGAAAUCGGGUUGUUCAAUUACAUUUAACUUUAAACCGAAUCCGUAUUUUGAAGAUACCAAACUCACAAAGACUUUUACCUUCCUAGAGGAUGGAACAACAAAAAUAAGCUCUACAUCAAUUAAGUGGAAAGAAGGCAUGGCCAUUCCAAAUGGUGUUAAUGAGGCGAAAGGGAACAAGCGGUCUCAUUCUGAAGAAAGCUUCUUUACCUGGUUUAGUGACACCCAGCAUAAGGAUGAUAUAGUGGAGAUUCAUGAUGAGGUUGCUGAGAUAAUCAAGGAUGAUCUCUGGCCAAAUCCCCUCACUUAUUUUAACAAUGAGGCCGAUGAAGAAGAUCUUGACGUGGAUGAUGGAGAUGAUGAGGAUAACGGUAGUGAUAGCUCAGAAGAGAAUGACGAGGACGAUGAAGUUGAAGAUGGUGACGAGUAA
Messenger RNA from Fraxinus pennsylvanica, 768 nucleotides. Lineage: Eukaryota; Viridiplantae; Streptophyta; Magnoliopsida; Lamiales; Oleaceae. The record is from the annotation of a GenBank genome assembly.